Melanotaenia boesemani (Boeseman's rainbowfish) is the source of this 8513-nucleotide messenger RNA. RefSeq names its product serine/arginine repetitive matrix protein 2. The transcript has a single exon. Lineage: Eukaryota; Metazoa; Chordata; Actinopteri; Atheriniformes; Melanotaeniidae. Bases 1 to 8007 code for a protein of 2668 amino acids. The record is from RefSeq and is a predicted model, not a curated record. Gene Ontology annotation, cellular component: nucleoplasm.
AUGGACAGCUGGACUCUCCAGGGGGACAGCUACUCCUUCCUGCGCAGUGCGCCCCACACCUUUUCCCUUUGCCAUCGUGACGGCACCCCUAACCACGUUGAAAUCUACGACAUUAUCAACAUCCCCUCUCAGCGCAGCGCCAUCUCUGAGACUACCUGCCUUUGUGACAUUUUUGGGGACGACUGUGAGUCGUCGUCCCUCUCAAGCAGCCCCGCUGCUGGGGCUUUUGUCCCUUCUCAGAGAGAGGUGGACAGCACAGCUGCUGCAUCACCCCUGGUGGAUGAACUGAACGAUUCCUCUGGCUCAUACCACACUGCGCAGGGAUCCAGUGAGGGAGAAGAGGGCUUUGAAGACUCAGGAGAAAGGGUUUAUAGCCCAGCUUUGCAAAACGAGUCAUCAGAGAAGAGGCAAUUGGAGGGUAAGGUGCUGAGCUCAGAACAUCCACAAGUUGGUGAGGACAGUAUCCCAAAUUUAACACCUAAGAGCAAAUCACCGGAACUUCAGCUUAGUUCAAUUAGCCCAUCCCAAGUCUUCAACAGUGGUGAGAGGACACCCUCUCCUGGACAUAGUAGCCCCAAUACCCUCAGUCCAGAGGGAAGGCUGUCAUCUUUGUCUUCUUCCUCAGCUGAAAAAAGACUUUCAUCAUCAUCACCUCAUACAAAACAAACCCAUUCAGAAUCUGAAUCAAAAAUAACUCCUUCAUUAACAGACCAACAAAGCAGCCCCUCAAAUCCAUCUUUAACUCCGAGUCCUUCCUUCCCACAAGACUUGCUUGAGUCAACAGCCUAUCUCUUAAAUCCAAACCGCAAAGUGUUACCUGAGAUCACACACUUUUCUCAGAAUUUUACAGAUUCAGACUUUGAAUCCAAAGCCAUCCUUUCAUCUCCUUUACCUUUACUCAGUGGUGUAGAGAUAGAGUCUCAGUCAGACAGAAUAGUGGUCUCCCCUGAGCUUAGAAAUACUUCCCCUAACUCUGAUCCACAAGCAUCAUCUCCUUUCUCUGAGCUAAGAGGGGGGGUCUCCCUACCUGAUCUAUUUAGCAGAGGCUCCACACCUGAUAUAAAAGAUUCUGUUUAUACUCCUGAAUUGAUUUCAGAUCUCUCAUCUUCAAGAGGAGACACUGCAACAACUCCUGAGAGCCAAGAUAUACGGUUAUCAUCUGAACCGCACAGCAGUGUUUCUACACCUGGCCCUCAAUACACACCCCCUUCUCCUGUCAUUUCAAUAGCAACGUCCCCAGAGCUUGUGGGGAGCGUUGUUUCACUUGAUUCAAAAAAUACAAGUGCCUCACCUGUCCUUCUCAGUACUGCUUCUCCAGCCAACACUGGGACAAGAAGUCCAUCUCCUGACCCCUCAGCUAAAAUAAGGAAUAAUUUAACAUUUUCUGAAAUCAGGACCCAGGUAUCUUCACCUGUGGUUGAUUAUAGUUUAUCUCCAUCACCUGGAAUAAAGAACAAUAGCUCCCCCAUAGAGUACAGAUACACUUCUCCUUCACCUGAGAUCAGGAUUAUAGCAUCUUCACCUGAGAUCAGUAGGAAAGAGCAACCCUCUGAAGUGGAGACGACACUGGCUUCUCCUUUAUUAGAGCCUCUCUUUGGAUCAGCUUCACCGAGAAGCUUCACCUCCUCGCCUCAUAUCACAGGGAUUUCUUACUCUAUUGUUCAGCCUGAGGACAGGGACAGUCCCCCAUUUCCCGAGCUCUCCCAUCUCUCCACCCCAGAGCCAGACAGGACCCUUAUGUUCUCUGAGGAAGGCAGAGACAGUAUAAACAGCAGUGCAGCAGAGUCUACUUGUAUCCCACGAGGGUCACCUCCGAUACCAAGCUUCCUACGCUCUGAAGCGACUCUCUUGCCUCAAACACCAUCACCUCAGCCAAAUCAUCUCACCUCUUCACCAGAACCGAGAUAUCAAACCCUUUCAUCUGACGAGCAUCAAAGUCCUUCACCUCCGUGCACAAGUAGAGAUCCAUCCCCUGUUGUUCCAUUUCCUGAGCAGAGUUAUCAACAUUCACCAGCAACCCUUCCCUCAGAAUAUAACCACCUCUGUACACAACCCGAUCAUUCUAUGAGAAACAAACCUGUCAUUGAAAAUAAUUCUUUUUCUGUUGAUAUUAUAAAAAUACAGUCCCCCACACAGCUGACAAAAAACAGCGAGUCACCCGAUUUUGACAGGAGAGAGAAAGAAGCUGCUGCUGAAGUUAAAAACAACUCACCAGUAGUGGCAGCUCAUUCACCUGUAUCUGUCUCAUCAGAUACAAGUAUAGACAGCUCACUGUUAGAACAAACCAAAGAAAUAGAAGAAACAGCAAAGGAAGCAUAUCUUCACAAUAAAUCAAAAGUAGUUUCAUUCACUGAGGAAAAACAAGACCUUCACUCACCCUUUUAUCGGGAAAAAAAUACUUAUACAAAUUCUCCAAGUGAAACCAAGUCACCUUCCAUUAAUCCUAUAGCUCCUAAGGACAGGAACCCCAACAUCUCACCUGUCCACAGGGCUUCAUCAAACCAAACUUUGCAGCCACAACAAAGCCUCCAUCCUCAACCCACUUCUUAUUCCCUGACUUCUUUUUCACCAGCAUCAACCUGCAUACCUGUGAACUCGAGAAGACAGCUGUUAACCAGAGUUAGACGUGAAAACACUGGCAAAUUUACAGAGGACAUGUCCCACCAUGUAAACAGGAGGCAGACUCCCUCUCCGCCUCUCACUAGGUUUACACCUGUCCACAUCAUAGCCCCUGAGAAACCAUACAGACAGUGGCAGAACAGAAGCCGUAGCCCCUCUCAAGUUUUAGCAUCCUCAUCAAGUGGUAAUUUAAAGAAAGCCACGACAAAUAGGGAAAGCCCCACUGAUGACCCUACUGACAAUAAUAGCCAACCCCACUGGGUCAGGCUGGGAAGGCAAUUGGAGCUGGAAAGGGAAAUGCCACUGGAGCUGGAAAGAGAUGUAGGUAUGGUGAGGCAAAGGGAGAGGGAGAUGGACAGAGAGAGAGAGAGGGAGGAGGGGACUCCUGAAAGAGGGGAGGGGUGGCAGCAAGUUACCAGUUACAGAGGGGAACAGGUUGAGCUGUCAUUCAGUGCCAGGAAUAGAAAAGGACCUGUGAGUUGCAGUGCAGCUCCCACAAGCAGAGAGACCCGUCAGGGACUGCCAACAGCGCAUUCCUAUUCAGAAAGCUUGCUAGCGACAAGACAGCUACAGCAACAACAGAAUCUGCUUAGACUUGCUUAUCAACAAGACAGCAGGUGUGGAAGUGCCAGCAGACGACCUCAACUCCCUGCACCUCAGAACAAGAGGAACGCUCCUGGACAAGUUGCCUCAAACAGGCCCUGUCAGAGUUCCUGCUCCAGCAUGGGAAGUGAACUUGAUGAAGCAGACAAUGAGGUGAAGUGGUUUACAGACUUGGCUUUCAGCAGCCUGUCGAGCCCUGAAGUAGAUUACCUUGACAUGUACAACUCCAGCCACCGUUCAUCUACAAACAUUUCUCAACCCUCCACCCAAGAGAGUCCAGCUGGGGUCAAUGCUUCCUGGCCGGCCUACGCUGACUUCAGGGGUUCUGCACCAAAGCUGGACCAUGAUGAGCUCUCCUUCCAGCAACCAUCUGCAUACAACUCCGAUGGCCUUGACCCUUCAAGGCGAUAUGAGUUGGGCAGCUUUGAAUGCAUAGAUGUGGCUGUGGAAAGAGAAGAUUACAGGAAGGUGAGAAAAGGAGUGCCGAAGAGACAGAUCCAGCUUAAAAGAAAGAACAAUGGUGAAGGAAAGCAGGAUGAGAGCAGUGAAAAUAGCAGUCCUGGACUACCUGUGAUGGCGGAAAGCCCCCCUAAAGAGAGCCACCCAAGAGGGACCUUUCUAAGACAACACAGCACACCAGCAGCAAUGCAAGAGUGUUUCCCAUCAGAGUGCAGUCCUGAGCCUGAUAAACAAAAGGAAAGACAGUCCAAACUCCAGAAAUCUGCUUCUAUGGAUGAAACAUGCACUAAAACCAAAAUGGCCUCAUGCCUCAUUAAGAGUGUGCUAUCCAAGAAGAUGCAAAGUGUUGACAGGCAACCCGAUGAGCAAGCAUGUGAAGAAGUGAUCCCGCCAACGGAGAGCGCAGUGGCACCUCUUAAAGAAUCCCCAAAACCUGACUCAUGGAAUCAGAGGUCUGGUCUUCAGUCAGAUUACAGUCCUUCGUCUGAGCGUCCUUUUGUAAAGGGGGAAUUGGGCACAAAGGAUGAACUUAAACCAUCCAAAAGCCAUGGAAUGAGAUCUAGUAACAGGCCAAGCUCAUCCAGCAGUUGCAGAAGUGUUACCUUCUCUCAGACUGACAGCGAAGAGGCUGAUUCUCAAAGCAGGAGCGCAACAUCUUUGAGAUCAGAGAUUAAAUCAGAAUUAAAAGUGCCAUUUGAUAGUAAAAACUUCAGACCUGCAUUACAGGAUAGCAAAACAAACGUAAUGGAGGAAAGUGACUCAGCAAAUACCAGGUCUCAUUCAGUCAGAAGAGCUAGUGGCACACAGGUGAGGGUGACUAACAGAAACCAGGAAUGUGAAAACACAGAGGACCACAAACAACCACUCCAGGGUGAUCCAUGUGCCUACACAUCUAAAACACAGGAGAUUACACUCAAAUCUGUAGAGAAAAAGAAGGCCUCACUAAAUGUCUGUCUCACUCCUGAAGCAGAAAGCAAACCUGGAGGUUUAUCAUCAGAUGCGUCUGUCAGCGAAAAGGAAGAGAAGCCUGAGACUGACACAGAUGAGAAAACAGAGGAAGAACAGGACAACAGCAGAGUUAAGGCCCCCAUUCACAAAGUUAGAGAUGUGAGGCGGCUUGUGAAAAAUACAUAUAAUCUAUCCUUCAAGGCAGCAAGUACUGUAAUGCAAUCAAAUGAAAAUGAAGAGAGGAUGAAAAGUGUAAAUGAAGAAAUUAGGGACAAGCCCACAGCAAGAGAAGAGAGGGUUGUGAUACAGGAGAUAAGGAGGGAAGUGGCAAGAGAGGAGAGGGAAGAGGAGCUCCUGGUUGAGAGUAAAGAAGAGCAGAAAGAGGACACAAAAGAAUCAGAGAUGCUAAACUUAGCUCCACCUGCUAAGAGCAAAAGCAAUUCUCUGUCAGGUCCACUGCCAAUGCAAAUAGAAUACAAGGCUGUUUGCUGUAAAGAUGACAAAAAUAAAAUGUCAAGCAACAAGAAAGAUGAAGACGAAAAACCCCAAGCCUCUUCAAAGUCUUCUAUGGAGGUGAACAGGGAAACCAAGUCCUUGAAUUCAAACACACCAGAUCACACAACAGGAGACCUGGUGACUCAGAAGCUCUGCAAACAUGAUGUAAACAUUACAGCAGAAACACAAAAGACCAUGACAGAAAGCCACAAAGUGUCAGAAAGCGAAGACAAGCCUGGGGUGACAAGGACAGACAGAAAACCCCCCAUGCUUGGAAGCCUCCCUAAAGUGCCCAGUAAGGAAAGAGAGGUGUCCACUGCUGUUGUGUUGAUAAGAGAAAGGCCGAACAAAACCAACAUGUCUGCAUCUUCAGCCCAGGAGGAGAUUUCUACACCAAUGCAAGCUCCUGAUCCUGUUUCACUUUCACCUGGACCCACUACCCCUGGCAGUGGUGGCCACUCAGUUUCAAUGCUAUUAAAGGAGAAAGGCUACCAAGCUGACAUUGGCGCAGUGGUAGGUGAUAACCAGAACGCAGCUGGAAGUAAAGGAGUUCCCCGUAAGCAUGUGAACUGCUUGGAGAUCCCCCUUCAGACUACUCCUUCUUCAGAUGGAGUUUUGACUGAGUCUAACAGAGAGAGAACAUUCUCUUCUUCAUCUGCCACUUCAGGCCCACCAGCAGCUGACACCGCAGACACCCCCGCAAAGCCCAGAGAAGAGGAAGAAAUUAGCACUAAGCCUCCAAGAAAAGAAACAGCAAUACAAAGAGGCAAUGCACAGGAGCAAACACCACCUCUCACCAAACAGAAAGAUAUAGGAGACUUUGAAGCAGUGAAAAGACUAGAUCCAACUUUCCCCCCGAGGUCCCCUGCAAUAAGGAGAUUCAAACAGCAGCCGAUCGAGGUUAAAUCGCUGUCUAAAGAACCACAGAAACAAGAAAUGCCCGCUAACUCUACAGGAAACCACAGGCCUCAAACUAUCGAAGUUAAAUCUAUAGCUAAAAACUCUCAAAAGCCAGCUGUGCCUCCAAAACCAAGCUGCAAAUUUAAACCUUUGGAUUUAGGAGCAAUACCAAAUGAAGUUCAGAGAGCAUCAACUGCAUUAUCAAAUGGAAAACCACAAGGUGAAGAGAGGCCUCAAACUAUUGUGGUGAGCUCACCCACAGUUUAUAGGAAAAUUUCCAAUGAAUCUGCAUCAUCAUCAAACUAUUCAAGAAAACUGGCUGUGUCUACUGUGUCCAGCCUUAAACCUCCACCUCAUAAAACAACAACAACCACCAUCCCCAGUCUCUCAAACCAGCCAACAUCAUCAUCAUCAGACACAGAGGCAGCUGCUGACAGUGGACAGCAGCAACAACCUACUGCCUCUCCUCAGAGCUCUAGACAUGCACAAAAGCCUGCAUCUUUGGCAACAUCAGCCACUGGCUUAGGUGGAACCUCAGCUCCAGGUUCAGUUUCUGAUCCAAAACCAAACCAAAUCCCUAGACCCAGUGAAGCCAGUCAGCCAGUUCCUAUGGACCCAGACAACCAACUGCAGCAUCCCAGGGUGACAUAUCCUCCUGAGCAAGCUAUGCCUGUUACAUCAAACAAUGCAAAACAAGCCACUGGUGUUUCCACAGCACAAGUACCAAGAUACACAAAUCAGCGGGGCCACAGAUCUCUCUCCAGUGAGCAUGCCCAAAGAACAGAUGAGCUACAUUUUUAUGCCUCAGAUGACCCUCCAAGCUAUGAUGAAAGAGAGAGCUUCAGUCCACUAUUGCUCCCAGAUUUGACUUCCAUGAGGCAAAAUCGCCAUCAACCCUCAUCCCGCCAUCCUCCCUGCUCCUGCACAGCUGGCUGUCAAUCUCAUCCUAUUCCUGCCCCUCCCCACCAUCAUCGCAGCCCCCAUGACCUCACCCCACCUGCCCCACCCCACUCACCGGGCCAGGCACUACCUUAUCCAAUGACCCACCCCCCUCUCCGACUCCAUCAGUGCAGACCUGAACCUCAGCCAAUGAGUUACCAACCAGGCUCUCCCAAAUCAAGCCCUGUUGGUCCAAACCAGCCACCUUCUAUGUACCAGCCUCUUCACCAAUCUGGUCCCUGUCCUCCCCACCCCUCACUCAUACAGGCCUGCUCUACUGAUCGCUCACUGCAGCCAAACCAGCAUAUUGACCCUCGAAGGCCUCCUGUGCACAGAUCUCCUCAUCAGCAGCCACCAAAUAUUACUGGGGCUCCUUACAGUGAUCCUGGUCACAGUCACUCUCCUGGCCUUACUACUAUGGAUCCUCAAUACCUGUGUGGCCCUCAAAACAUGGGGCCUUCCUAUGGGUCUGAAUACGGGGGUGACAGCUCCAGUUUGUUCUCAGAAAGUAGCUAUGGACAGACACCACGCAGAGUGCUCCUGGAUCCUGAAACAGGAAAAUAUUUUUACAUCGAGGUGCCUGUACAGCCACUGAGGAAAAUGUUGUUUGACCCAGAGACUGGCCAGUAUGUGGAAGUCCUAAUCCCACAGCAAGCAAUGUCUCAUUCUGGUCUGUAUCCUCCUCCAGCAGCCCCGUUCCCACCUCUCCACAGCCCCAACAUCUACGCCCCUGCUCCACAGUACAUGCCCUGCGCAGCUCCUCCUCCCUUAGCUCACCCCCAGGCUCAGCCUCAGCCACCCCGAUAUCCUGAGGCCUCUGCUGCAGCAGCAAUGCACCCAAGCGGACCUGGGGUCAAUUAUAGGAGUGCCUUAGGUCCAGGGUCCAAGUCACAGCCUGAAAAUCAUCCACCACUGGACCACAGCUACCUGGAGAGCAUGUAUUAUGUCCCUACAGGGAUGAAUGCGAGCCCAAAUCGCACCCCACCUGACUAUUACCACAAACAUCCUCCUAACUUACCAGUAGCAGGGGGGAAAAGGUCCUGAAAUAGAGGGUAGAGGCCGUCUUCCUGGAGCCUGUUGGGUUUAAAAUACACUGUGUAUAAAGGGAGUUUCUAAUGUUAGCCUGUAAUGUUAUUUGAGUUUUAACAUUGCAACUGAAGACAGCAAUUCUUUGGUUGUUGUGUCUUUGCUGCUGCUAUAUUAUGUGCUGGGCUGUUUUCACUAAAUGAUUCUUAUAGGCUAACAGCAUUUAAAAUACAAGUAAGUAGAUAUUUUGUAUAAGGUGUUAUUAAGACUGUUACCUAUAAUUUUUUUUAUAUAGGAUACAAAAAUGAUACUGUAACUUCUACAUGGAGGCACAAACACUACACAUCUGUUGGUUUACUGAUUUACUAAUGUGUGUAUUUUCCCAACAAAUAGCAAAUGAAAAACUUGAAAAUCCUGUUAUAAAAGAACAUCAUAUUUAUUUUAUUAAUGUAUUUUAAUGAGUGAGGUAAUGCACAUGAUGUCCGUAACACGUUGCAACAAUGCAAAUAAAAAUUUUGAAUAUG